AUGUUCUCCUACAAGUUUGUCGCGAUCGUCGCACUCGCCUCGCAGGUCAUGGCUGCGCCCACUGUUUACCGCCGCCAGGAUGCCUCGGGCCCGCUUUCUUCAGUCGGCAACGUAGUUGAUGGCGUGCUCGACACCGCAACGGGAGUCGUAGGCGGCCUCGUUGACACCGCGACUGGCACCGUUGACGGAGUUGUCGGCGGUGUCCUUAAGCGUCAGGACAACGGUCCUCUUUCCUCCGUCGGCAACGUCGUGAACGGCGUGGUCGACACCGCGACUGGUGUCGUCGAGGGCCUCGUUGACACCGCUACCGGCACCGUCGAUGGUGUCGUUGGUGGUGUGCUUAAGCGCCAGGACGCUUCCGGCCCCGUUUCUUCCGUCGGCAACGUCGUGAACGGUGUUGUUGACACCGCCACCGGUGUCGUUGAGGGUCUCGUCGACACCGUCACUGGUACCGUCGAUGGCGUCGUUGGAGGCGUGAAGCGUCAGGACAACGGUCCCCUCUCCUCGGUCAGCAACGUUGUUGAUGGUGUGCUCGACACCGCAACGGGUGUUGUCGGUGGCCUUGUCGAUACCGCGACUGGAACCGUUGACGGCGUUGUCGGCGGUGUCCUCAAGCGCCAGGAUGUUACUGGUCCCGUUGGCGCCGUCGGCGAUGUUGUCGAUGGUGUUGUCAGCACUGCAACUGGCGUCGUUGGCGGCCUGGUCGACACCGUGACUGGUGUUGCCGAUGGUGUUGUCGGCGGCGUGCUCUAA
This is a messenger RNA of Peniophora sp. CBMAI 1063, 753 nucleotides long. NCBI's taxonomy places the organism in Eukaryota, Fungi, Basidiomycota, Agaricomycetes, Russulales, Peniophoraceae. The record is from the annotation of a GenBank genome assembly.